AAUGACGUCUAUCAAAAAGUGUAAGAAAUGACAUGCACGAAAUGCGCGUGAAAGGAGCAUUUCCUCCUCGGAAAUAUAAACGUUAAAAUUUGUCCGCCUGUCCAGCGUGGUUUCGCACGAAAUGCGUCCAUAAAUCAGCCCGAUUUCGCAAGACCGCAAUUCAAUUUUCAAGAUUUGUAGUCGGAAAGAUGGAGGUCUUUCAGGACAAUUUUAUCGCUAAUCUCAGUAACACCUCUCGGCCGAUGUACAACGAAAUGGAGGAAAUAGACGAGUUCGAUUUCGAUCGUCAACAAGUGGAGCAGAUCGUGGAGAUCGUGGUGCCAAUAUGUUUCGGCAUGAUCGGCAUCGUCGGACUCAUCGGCAACUUUCUGGUGGUGAUCGUGGUGGCCGCCAAUCCUGGCAUGAGAUCGACUACGAACAUUUUAAUCAUCAAUCUGGCGGUGGCCGACCUGUUGUUCGUCAUUUUUUGUAUUCCGUUCACUACCACCGACUUUGUGUUGCCUUAUUGGCCGUUUGGGAACGUGUGGUGCAAGAUUGUGCAGUACCUCAUCAUCGUCACUGCGUUCGCCAGCGUUUAUACGCUGGUUCUGAUGAGCCUUGAUAGGUAUUUGGCAGUGGUUCAUCCAAUAAGUUCGAUGUCAUGGCGGACAGAAAAUCACGCGAUCCUCGCGAUCUGCAUCGCAUGGGCGGUGAUUUUUACAAUAUCCACACCCGCCCUAGUUAUCCACGGCGAGUUUCAGGACGUGAACGAUUCGUCAUCGGAGAACCUGACGGCAUGUCGAGUCUUGUCACAAUAUGAUUGGCCGUACUUCCAAAUUUCGUUUUUCCUGCUGAGUUAUCUGCUGCCGCUGAUGCUGAUAUGCUUCUUUUACAUUUGCAUGCUCGUCAGGCUAUGGCGCGGCGGACGUGUCAGCGCCGAGAGUCGACGCGGAAGAAAACGAGUUACGAGGCUGGUGCUCGUCGUCGUCGGCGUUUUCGCCUUUUGUUGGUGUCCUAUACAGAUAAUCCUGGUAGUAAAGUCUCUGGAGGUGUAUCCAUUGACAACAGCGACGAUAGUGAUACAAAUAGCGAGUCACAUUUUGUCAUACAUGAACAGCUGUGUCAAUCCUAUUCUCUACGCUUUCCUCAGCGACAGUUUUCGGAAAGCAUUUCGGAAAAUAAUUUACUGCAGACCUCGGCCUGAUCAGAACAAGCAGUUGGGACCACUGACGAAAACUACGAGAGCUGCCAGUACCGGUGACGUUCUUUAGCUUUCCGUUACAGAACACUUCAGUGAAAUGAAGAUUAUGAGGAAGAAAGGAUUACAGAAAAAAUUCUGCAAUUUUUCUGGUUCAGUAUAUUUCAGAAAGCACCAUCUCAUCAAGGAUCCCAUCAAGCAUCAACACACUAUAAUCCACUACUACUACAAUAAUCAACUACACCAUAGUUCUUAAGUUUUACAGCCAUAUAGUAAAUUUCCAGUUAGACCUAGUCAAUAAGUUAAAAAUUUACUCAAACCCUGGUGUUUAAAAUUUUGUUACAAUUAUUAUUAACUACAAGCUCUCAUAUAGGCAGGUUAAUUUAUAAGACAGAUAUGCAAUUGUUUUUGUUAAAAUCAAAACAGAACAUUAUCACUAACCUCUUGUACCAUGACACACCAGGUGCGUCAUAACUAGUCACACCUAUAAUAUUAAGGUUAAUUUAUGAGACAGAUAUGCAAUUGUUUUUGUUAAAAUCAAAACAGGACAUUAUCACUAACCUCAUGUACCAUGACACACAAGGUGUGUCAUGACUAGUCACACCUAUAAUAUUAAGGUUAAUUUAUAAAACAGAUAUGCAAUUGUUUUUGUUAAAAUCAAAACAGAACAUUAUCACUAACCUCUUGUACCAUGACACACCAGGUGCGUCAUAACUAGUCACACCUAUAAUAUUAAGGUUAAUUUAUGAGACAGAUAUGCAAUUGUUUUUGUUAAAAUCAAAACAGGACAUUAUCACUAACCUCAUGUAUCAUGACACACCAGGUGCGUCAUGACUAGUCACACCUAUAAUAUUAAGGUUAAUUUGUAAGACAGAUAUGCAAUUGUUUUUGUUAAAAUCGAAACAGGACAUUAUUACUAACCUCUUCUACCAUGACACACCAGGUGCGUCAUGACUAAUCACAGCUAUAAUAUUAAGGUUAAUUUAUAAGACAGAUAUGCAGUUGUUUUUGUUAAAAUCGAAACAGGACAUUAUUACUAACCUCUUGUACCAUGACACACCAGGUGCGUCUUGACUAGUCACAGUUAUAAUAUUAAGACAAAGUUGAAAUAUGUCAAUUAUCAAACGACUAUGCAAAUAAUUAGACUUGAUCUCCUAAUUGAAGAAUAGUGAAAAUUUGAGUAAAAUUGUUCAUAGCUGAAGUAUGAGUCACGAGACUAAAUAGUGUAAGGGGUUGAAAUAUAUAUAAGUGUUCUAUUUAUGAUUUGAUUUAUUUAUAAGUUUACAAGUUUAAGUUUUAUAAGUUUACCACUUGCUGUUAAUCAGAAUUUGUGUAGAAUUUAUUUGAACGAAGCUUACAAUUAGCUAUAAGAAGGGUGGUUCAGAGUGAGUCCCCAAAUACAACCCCUCGUUGCUCCAAAAAUUGAUAUUGUUUAUUGUUUAAUUAAUCCUUUAAUUCUAUAAUCAAUCCUCGACGUUGUACAUACAUUAAUUUUACAGUAAACAGAAGUUUCCAGUAGAGUUUCCAUCUAUCUUUCUUAUUCCAAAGUCGAAAGAAACGACACCCUGUCUCAUCAGCUGUUCCAAGAACUUCAAUCGAAAUUUUCUUGCUUCGAUAGUCCGUAACGCAAUCAAAGAGAGUAAUAUGAUAAGAUUUCGCGAUUCCUAAUCUUGUUUUUCCUCGAACUGAACGACUAAUGAGAAAGCUUUAUCAAAUUAGUUCGAAACCUUUGUUCAUCGGGAAUAUCGAAAAUAUAAUUACCGCGAUCGGGAUAAUACCACCUUUGAAUCUACAGAAUUCUGUUCUUCUUUUUUCUGUUGUACGUUAAUUGGCAUGGCUUCGUUGAUACCUUUGUAACACGUUUCAUGUUUCGCGUAUUCGUUAAUUAACCGUUGAGAUCCUUUUCUGAAUUAGCUCACUUUCACAAGCUUCGUUGCGCACUGCAUUUAUUCCGAGAACAGUGUUAUGUUUUUUUCAAAUUAUAUUUUUGCGAAUCGCGUUGUUAAAAUUUAAAAUAUCAGUUCUCAGCUUCGUUAAAGAUCGAAGUAGAUUGUAUUUGAUAGUAGAGACCUUUUGUUAAG
Messenger RNA from Megachile rotundata (alfalfa leafcutting bee), 3258 nucleotides. RefSeq names its product allatostatin A receptor 1 (gene AstA-R1). The record is from RefSeq and is a predicted model, not a curated record. Gene Ontology annotation, cellular component: plasma membrane. Gene Ontology annotation, molecular function: G protein-coupled receptor activity. NCBI's taxonomy places the organism in Eukaryota, Metazoa, Arthropoda, Insecta, Hymenoptera, Megachilidae. Gene Ontology annotation, biological process: G protein-coupled receptor signaling pathway.